AUGGCAUCACCGAGUCUUCCAUGGGCAUUUGAAGUUCGCUCUAAUACGCUGUUUAUUCUUGCGACUGUGGCUAUUGGGAUGUUCACCGAUCUAUUUCUCUACGGAUUAAUCGUGCCUAUUCUCCCAUUUAUCCUCUCGGAUCGUCUGGGGGUUGAAGCUUCGGAAAUACAGUAUUAUACUUCGGUAUUACUGGCCAGUUAUGCGGGGGCUUCUGUGGUGUUUUCGUUCCCGGCGGGAUAUAUUGCGGAUCGAUUGCCGUCGAGACAGUUGCCUUUUUUGAUUGGGUUGGUGGCUUUGUUGGCUAGUACGGUUCUUUUGAUGAUGGGGAGGAGUAUUGAGGUGCUGGUUGCGGCGAGGGUGUUUCAGGGGGUUAGUGGGGCGGUGGUGUGGACGAUUGGGUUGGCACUGGUGAUGGAUACGGUGGGAAGUGAGAAGCUGGGGGUCACGAUUGGGAGUAUCUUUAGUUUUAUUAGUGUGGGGGAGCUGGUGGCGCCGGUGUUGGGGGGUGUGGUGUAUGAUAAGGUGGGGAGUAAUGCGGUUUUUGGGAUGGGGUUGGGGUUGUUGGGCUUGGAUUUUGUGAUGAGAGUGGUGAUGAUUGAGAAGAAGACGGCGAGGAAAUACUGUGUUGAGGAUGGGGAUGUGGAUAACGAUGGUGAGAGGACAGACGGGAGAGGGGCAAAUGGUGAGGAGGGGAUGGGGGAAAAUGCACCAUUACUGGGAAAUGGAAAUGGAAAGGAUCAAGAUCUCGAAUCAUGGAGAAUCCAAAAAGAACUUCCAGCAUGGGUCCAGAAAUUCCCAAUUUUAUUCCUUCUCUCUUCGCCCAGACUACUUACCGCCGAACUGGUAGCAUUUAUGCAAGCAACCAUCAUCGGCGUAUUUGACGCCACCAUUCCCACACAAUCCCAAUCAAUAUUUGGUUUUCCCGCUCUGAAAGCUGGCUUACUAUUCAUGCCUCUCGUCCUUCCGUAUCUCAUCCUUGGGCCCGUGGCUGGCAUGGGAGUCGAUAGAUAUGGACCCAAGAUCAUUGGGACUGCUGGAUAUACCUUUUUCAUCAUACCUCUUAUUCUGCUUCGUCUUCCGGCGGAGAAUACGACGCACGAUCUUGUUACUUUCUGUGUAUUACUCUCGUUGUGCGGAGUUGGAUUGGCUUUGAUUGGAGCACCGAGUAUUGUGGAAGCUUCGUAUGUAGCGGAGAAGUACUAUCGAGCGAAUAAAAAUCUGUUUGGAGAGGGAGGACCUUAUGCGCAGUUGUAUGCUUUGAAUAGUAUGGUGUUUAGUGCGGGAUUUACUCUUGGACCGUUGAUUGCUGGGUCUUUGAAGGAGAGUAUUGGAUAUGGAAAUAUGAAUGCGGUGGUGGCAGGUAUGUGUGCCGUCGUUGCGUUGUUGUGUUUUGGAUAUUUGGGAGGUACACCACAUAUACGUGGAGGAAAAUAG
Molecule: messenger RNA, 1434 nt
Organism: Sclerotinia borealis F-4128
Lineage: Eukaryota; Fungi; Ascomycota; Leotiomycetes; Helotiales; Sclerotiniaceae
Source: the annotation of a GenBank genome assembly